AUGUCGUAUAUAAAAGCCUCUCUCAAAAGUGCACGGGAAGCAUUAGAGGCGAAAAAUUGGGAAUUUGCAGUAACUAACUGUGAAAAUGUGCUUAAAUUUGAAAAUGACAAUUAUAUGGCACACGUGUUUCUUGGUUUAGCAAAAUUAAAUUUAAACCGAAUUUCAGAAAGUGAACAGGCAUAUUUACGUGCUAUCGAGAUAAAUCGGUCAAAUCUGCUCGCCUGGCAGGGUCUUACAAAGUUUUAUGAAAGUCAAGAGAAAUGGUCGGAACUGGCUGAGACCUUGCAAGAAAUAUUGAACCUACAUAAAGCAAGAUGUAUUUACUAUGGAAAGAAAUUAACUAAUCGUCCCCUUUAUUUCAUUAAUUACCAGCUUGUAUCUAUUCUUGAAUUUUUGUUACCAGGAAGUCCAUAUUAUGAUUUUAUUAAGAAAUUGGUUGAUGUUCCGACACCUGUGCAGACGUUAUCGAGAAUAAUUGAAUUGUUGGAUAAGGAAGAAAAUGAAACUAUAAACAGGGAAAUUGAAACACGAAGAAAACGACUUGGUGCUGGUAGUCCGGCUGAGAUCAAAUCGAAAGUUUAUCAGGAAGUUUAUACUUCUUCUAAGCUGGAAGAAUUUUACGAUAAACUAUUUGAAUUAAUCGAUGAUUCGAAUGCUUCUCGUGUGGAUAUUACGAAAUUAUCGCAGAACUAUAUUGAACAUCUUCAAAAGAAAAUCGCUAUAAUCUCAUUGAAUGAUAAACACAGGAUACGGGAGAAACUUUACGAGAAGUCUCAACGGCUUAUCGAUCGCGGAUAUGAUUCUCCGAUGCCUUAUGAAAUAAUCAUUGAAAGCACAGAUGCGUCCUCCGCAGACGAGUAUGAUUCAACGUUAUUAAAACAAUAUUCUGAAAAUUUUCCUCAUUCCGGGUUAUCAAAGAUCAUUCAAGGUUAUUUCAAAUAUUUGCAAGGGAAGCCAGAUGAAGCAUUAGAUCUGUAUAAUGAAGGAUUUGAAAUGGCAGAAAAUAGUUUAUUUGGUCAUCUUACAUUAAGUUGGAUUUAUUAUGAAUCCAAAGAUUAUGAAUUAGCUUUGGAAACUGCAAAGAACGGACGUGAUGUGGUUCAAAAAUAUAACAAAGAAUUUGGAAGCACACUUUACAGGCUCAUACAAUCACUGCAAUUGUGUAUGGCAAAUUGUUAUUUAAAUAUUGAUGUCAAAUAUUAUACCGAUGCAUUGUCACUUUAUCAAAAACUUUUAAAAGCAGACAAGAAUAAUAUUCCGGCUCUACAAGGUGUUGGUAUGGUGUUAUCUGCGCAAAAACAAUAUGAUAAAGCUAUUGAAAUUUUCGAGAAAAUACAAAAAUUGGAUUCAUCUAAUCAUAUUUCUAUCAGUGAGAUUGGAUGGAUAGAAUUUUUACAAGAAAAUUAUGAAGAAGCAGCAAAAUUAACUUUGAAAGCAAUUGAAAUGAGUAAUGAAAAUGCACUUUACUUCUAUCGAUUAGGUCGAAUUUAUUGGGGCAUGGGUGAUGAGCAUCGUAACGAUAAAAACCGUGCCUAUGCACAGUUUGUUCGUUCGGCAAAACUCGACCCACGUUUUGCAAGUUCAUUUACUUACCUCGGACAUUAUUAUCGUCUCAUUGAGAAAGAUCACGUUCGUGCGAAGAAAUGUUAUCAAAAAUCAUUUUCUACUGAUCCACGCGAAGAGGAGGCGGGCUUUCAAUUAAGUGAAUAUUAUCAAUCUGAUAGAGAAUUUCAGAAUGCUGAAGAUCUAUAUCGGACAACAGUUCAAGUAAAUUAUAAGGCUGGAUGGGCUUGGAAAAGAUUAGGAUUUUCGGAAUUGGAAAAUGGGAAUUACUUGGAAGCGAUAACGGAUUUUCAAACCGCUUUAAGAACUGAUUCCAAGGAUAUACAUUGUUGGGAGGGCCUUGCAGAAUCCUAUCGAAGAGAAGGAAGAUAUACGGCUUCUAUGAAAGCUUUUUUGCGCGCAAUUGAAUUAGAUCCAUCUUCGGUGUUUGCAAAUUAUAAGGCUGCUACCGUGAAACAAAAAUUAGGCAUGUAUGCCGAGGCAAUUGACCAGUAUAAUUUAACUCUUGAAAAGGCUCAAAUUAAAGGUGAAGAAAAUCACAUGCUCUCAUUAAAAGGACUUGGUGAUUGUUACUUGGCUUUGACAAAAGAGUAUUUUCAAGGUGGAUAUUAUGGUAGAGCAGCUGAAUCAUUAGGUCAUGGCCUAUCGACAAUUUUGCGUGCAAUAAGAGUAAAUAAUAAAGUUCAAUGUCUUUGGAAAUUGGUUGGUGAUCUUUGUAUUGCAGCUCCGUCAUUGCCAAAUUAUCUUGGUUUAGUACCUAUCGAAAUAAUAGUAAACCUUGUUGAAAUAGCAAGAAAAGUAGAUUUAGAUUUCAAAUUACAUCUUCCCAAAGAUAUUGAUAAUCUUGGAAUCAGACUAAUAACGGAUACUGAUUUCAGCAAUUUGCGGGGUGCCGAUUUACUUAUAAUCCUGUUAACUUGCGGGUGCCUUGCUUAUAAAUAUGCUAUCCUUUUAAGUGGUAAUCGAUCCGACACCGCAUCUGCCCUGUGGUAUGACCUCGGAUUAAUUUAUUAUAACGUGUACCAAUGCAUAUCCGGUGAUGGAAAUGAAGUUGAUAUGUCAAAUUUAUUGAGCAUUGCAAUUCGUAGCGUUAAGAUUGCAUUAAAAUUUGAACCAACGAAUAGUAAUUUUUGGAACGCACUUGGGGUUAUGACUCUUAUUGAUGAUGCAAAAAUUAGUCAAAACGCCUUUAUUAAGGCAAUCAAUUAUUCUCCAAUGAAUGCAACCCCUUGGACGAAUUUAGGAAUCUUGUACUUGUUACAUUCUGAUUUAGAACUUGCGAAUCAAGCAUUUUCAAAAGCCCAUUCACUUGACCCUGAUUAUGUACCUGGGUGGGUUGGACAAGCUUAUGUUGCCAAUUUGUGGGGAAGCAGUAGUGAGGCCGUUGAAUUAUUUGAACAUUCUUAUGAGAUCAGUGGCGGAGGUUACGUUCUUGAAGCGGAUUAUGGUUUUGCCUCGCAAGCAUUUAUUCAAUAUAAAAAUUCGUCCAAGUUACACCGAUCCUCACUUAUAUCACCGACCUUUGCAUUGUUAAAACUUACUGAGCAAAGACCUGAUGACGCGGCGGCAAUGAAUCUUUUGGGAAUAUUCUAUGAAUGGCUUAAUCAGCCUGAUAAGGCGGCAGAAGCAUUUUCAAACGCGACAUUGGCACUUGAAAGAUUAAUUCAACGUGAACAACAACGGCAAGGCCUAGUUGACGAAGAUCAAGUAUCAAAUAUUCCUAGUUAUUUAAUAAACAAACUAGCUUACGUACAAGGGAAUCUUGGUCGAGUACUAUGUGCAAACCAUGAUUUUUCUGGUUCAAUAUCAGCAUAUAAUAGAACAUUAUCUUUGAUCGAGCAGGGUAAUUUGACAUCGGCGGCUACAUUUAAGAUUUAUACAAUAUUAGGAGUUGGCUUGUCUUAUUAUUUUAAUAAUCAAUUAGAAGAUUCCUUACAAAUGUUUGAGAUAGCUCUUAAUGAAACUGAUGAUGCUGAACAAACAGGCGGAGGGAUUGGUAUUAAUGAAGUACGAAAGGAUGUUGUGGUCCUAUUAUCACAAGUGCUUUGGGCUUUGGGAGGGGUUGAUCAUAAAAAGUUGGCAAAAGAGGAAUUAUUUAGAUGCAUUGCACAAAACCCGAAUCACCUUCCUGCUAUUUUUGGAUUAUGUGCGAUGGGCUUAUUACAAGAUGAUGAGACAUUGGCAUCUGCCACUUUAAAUGAAAUGAUAAAAUUACCUAUUAAAGUUAUUGAUAACUUGGAUAGAGAACGUGAUGUCGAUUUCUUAUUGAGCAGAUAUUUCUUAUUGCGGAAUUCGCCCGAAGAAGCCACAAAUACUCUCACGAAAUCAGUGCAUCUUAAGCCAUUCGAGUUGAUUGGAUGGUCACGGCUCGCUAAUCAUCUCACAUCAAUUGCAUCCCCAUUUACGUCGGUUUCAAUUGCCUCUACAGCAUUAGCGUUAAUAUCUAAUCCUCUAUCAAAUGCUUCCAAAAAUUUGGGCACUAUGACAAAAGCAAAAUUGUAUCAAACGUUCGUGACAGCGUUGUUGAUUACCAGACAACAUUUAUCGAAUGAGAUAUCAGACGAAGAAGAAAGUAUUAAAGUUGGGAAAGUUAAAUUAUGCGAGAAAUUAAGAUUAGAAGCUUUACGAGCUAUCCAAACAGCUAUUAAAAUUGCUCCAUGGGAUCUGGUUGGAUGGUCAUUACUUGGGGUAGCUUGUGGAAAGUAG
Molecule: messenger RNA, 4269 nt
Organism: Funneliformis caledonium
Lineage: Eukaryota; Fungi; Glomeromycota; Glomeromycetes; Glomerales; Glomeraceae
Source: the annotation of a GenBank genome assembly